This is a messenger RNA of Porites evermanni, 548 nucleotides long. The record is from the annotation of a GenBank genome assembly. Lineage: Eukaryota; Metazoa; Cnidaria; Anthozoa; Scleractinia; Poritidae.
GAAUUAUUGCUGGAAUAUAUUUUGAUACCCGAUGAGUGGAUCCCAAUGGCGUAUGCUCGGCUGUCGGAACUCACCGCUCAAGAGAUACCAGUAAGUAUUCUAUUUCGUCUCUGAGUUCUUUCCUGGUGACGGUUUGCGUUUAAUCUGUACGUUACCGAAGCGAGUUUAUAUUAAUCUUUACUUAACGUUCUACUCCACAGAUUGAAAUCAAUCAGGACACGGGUAGUGAUGAAGUCAACGAUCUACACAGCGAUACGGUAAGUUUUGAAAAACGACCUUGAGUAAUUUAAAGUUAAACGACCUUGAGUAGUUUUCUGUAACCGAGUUUUCACGCAUCAUUUAUGUUCGUUAUGUUAAUAGACUCGACCUGGGUUAGAUUUGCAUCUGACGUGUAUCUUUUGUUAAUGAAACAAAAGGACUUUUAAACUCGAUUUGUUUCAACUUUUUGUAGACAGUUGUCAUAUAAUACUCAUCGAAUAUGUUUCCUUGCUUUACAGUUUACAACUGAAGAAAUGCAGGCCGUAAAUGAGAUGGAACGUAUGGCGCUA